This is a messenger RNA of Cynara cardunculus var. scolymus (artichoke), 2179 nucleotides long. RefSeq names its product asparagine synthetase domain-containing protein 1. The transcript has 14 exons. Bases 34 to 1914 code for a protein of 626 amino acids. Gene Ontology annotation, molecular function: asparagine synthase (glutamine-hydrolyzing) activity. Lineage: Eukaryota; Viridiplantae; Streptophyta; Magnoliopsida; Asterales; Asteraceae. The record is from RefSeq and is a predicted model, not a curated record.
GGGUUUAAACAGAGAAGCGAGGAAUACCAAGAGAUGUGCGGAAUAGCGCUAAUCAUCUCCGGUGUUCGUAUCGAUUUAUCGUCUCUUCUCUUAGAUACAACCAGUUGUUCAUCUUCUUCUCAAGAACCUGCAACUCUUUUAUUUUCUGCAGAUGAUAUCAAAGCAGCUCUGAGGAAAAGGGGCCCUGACAGCUUAGGGAGCAAGGCUAUAUUUCUUCAUGCCGAUGGGGGAAGCGCUAUCCGAUCUUCAAUGGAGGGAGAGGAGACAACUAGAGAAUCUCAUGUAAAAGCUUUGAAUAAUAGCUUAUUUGGAGAAGUUUUGUUUGUUGGUGCUACAUUGCAAUUACGAGGAAUAUAUUCUAUCACUCAACCUCUGGUGGAUAAAUCUGGGAAUAUUCUUGUAUAUAACGGUGAAGUGUUUGGAGGAAUUGAGCUCAGUAGUGAUAGCAAUGAUGCUGAAGUUCUCAUGCAGUAUCUAGGAAAAUGCUGCAAUUGCCUUUCUCAUAAUCGUGAAGGUGCAUGCUCAUCCAGUGGGAAUGGGAAAUACUCUGUUCCUGAACUUCUUUCAACUAUCAAGGGACCAUGGGCUUUAAUCUACUGGCAGGCAAGCUCAAAGACAAUAUGGUUUGGUCGAGAUGCACUUGGAAGGCGAAGCCUUCUUGUUCACUGGCCAAGUACAAAAGACUCACGGUUCAUGCUCUCUUCUGUAUCACCACCUUCUGCUAUUGAUGAAAGAGCUGAUAUUGGAUAUGAAAAUGGGCCAACUGAAGUGAAGUUUUGGGAAGAGCUCCCAUGUGCAGUCUACAGCCUGUCCAUGAGUGCUUUGAAAUUGGAUGAAAAUCUGGUGGGUGAAGUCAGAAGACAUAACUGGACCGAUCCCAUGCUGGAAGAACUGAUUAAGUGGGAGAGAACUUAUGUUGAACCCAGACCUGAAGAUUUAAUUGAAUCCCAUGGAACGUUUUCUAGUGAGCAACAAGGGCAUUUGCAUCAGGAAGUUCUGGCUGUACUUAAAGAAUCUGUGAGACGGCGCACAAUAUUUUCGGGAACUCAUCUGGGUAACUCUCCAGUUGCUGUGCUUUUUUCUGGUGGAUUAGAUUCUAUGAUACUUGCAGCUUUGUUGGAUGAGUGCUUGGAUCUAGAAUUUGGAAUUGAUCUUCUGAAUGUAAGUUUUGAUGGUCAGUCAGCUCCUGAUAGAAUCUCUGCUAGGGCAGGCGUGAUUGAGCUGAGAAAAAAAGCUUCGUUAAGAAGAUGGAAUCUGGUAGAGAUAGAUGCGGAAUUGCCUAAAUUGACUUUGGAGACAAAGCAUGUCAUGUCACUUAUUAAUCCUUCGAAUACAUACAUGGACCUUAAUAUUGGGAUUGCUUUGUGGUUGGCAGCUGGUGGUGAUGGCUGGGUGUGUGAAGAAAUAGGCAGGAAUGAUGAUUCGGAACACCAUCGUUUUAAGUACAAGUCUGACUCCAGGAUCCUCUUGGUUGGUUCUGGUGCCGACGAGCAAUGUGCUGGCUAUGGCCGCCAUAAAACUAAAUACAGACAAAGCGGCUGGGCUGGGCUAAAUGAGGAAAUGAAGUUGGAUAUGCAGAGAAUAUGGAAGAGAAACCUAGGUAGAGAUGAUAGAUGCAUAGCUGAUAAUGGCAGAGAGGCUAGAUUUCCUUUUCUGGAUGAGGAUGUAAUAAGGGUACUGCUUGAUAUUCCACUAUGGGAGAUCGCAGACCUUGGCCAACCAAGUGGAGUUGGCGAUAAGAAGAUCUUGCGAGAGGUUGCAAGAAUGCUCAACUUGCAUGAAGCAGCUGUUCUACCUAAAAGAGCUAUUCAGUUUGGUUCGAGAAUUGCUAGGGAAUCAAACCGGAAGAAUUUUGGAAGUAAUCGUGCUGCAAAUCAAGCUUCAGCUGGAAGUGCACUCAUUCAUCCGAUCUGAUUUUUAUUUGGUAUCUUUCACCCGUUAUUUCUGCAAGUAUGUCCACCUUCUUACCCGUUAGGCUAAAACCACCAGGACCUUUUACUGGAUCAGCCAACGAUUGGAGACAAAAUGACAGCUGAAUACAUUACAAGGAAAGAGAGUUUGGACUGUAACUAAAUUUUCAUGCGAUGUCUGUGAUUCCGCGCUUGAUAUCAAAUGUUAUUAUUAAUGUUAUUUGUGCUAAUUUGGCCCGAUGAAUAUUGCGGGUAUUAUAUCAGUAAUG